UUACUGCCCGUACUAGGAGACACCCAAACGAGUGGUGACAUUAUUUACAAGAGAGUCGGUGUCUCUCCGCCCACCAGUCACGUUUCCUAUCAACCGUCAAUCACCCAGGAUCCUUCUGUUACAUCGAGUUGCCAUUUUGUUAGGCUCAACACAUGUUUACUUUAUGCUUAAGGAAAGAGGUUCAAGCUACACAUUUGCAAGAUACACUGUGGGAUUUAUUUUUGCAUGCAAGAAAAUGUUUCAGGCGUCUUUCUCUGAAGAAUAUCGAAAUGCUACAUGUGCAGUUAAGUGUUUUGACCAAUCAGUUGUAGAGCCUCCGGUAGAGGGGUAUAAAUUUGAGGCGGUUGCCAUAGAAACGUGCCACGGAAGAGUUGAACGCAAGAGCCCGUGAUAUCUCGUAAGGAAAACGUGUGAUGAACACCAAAUUGCUGCAAAGCAUUCAACCGACUUUUUCCCUCUUCAUGGCCUUCAGACAAAACAAUGUCUGGUGUAAAAGUCUGUCCCACUGUGAACGGAAACCCCCCUUCCCCGGAGGUCAUCAACCCUAAGAACCCUGGCCGUGAAACCAACCAGCUGCACUACCUGGAGAAGGUGGUGAUCAAAGCCUUAUGGAAGCAUAACUUCUCAUGGCCCUUUCGCCAGCCGGUUGAUGCAGUGGCGCUGGGUCUGCCGGAUUAUUAUUCAAUCAUCACAAAGCCUAUGGAUCUGACCACUGUAGAAAAGCGUCUCCACAACAAAUACUACUGGCGAGCACUUGACUGUGUGAAAGACUUCAACACCAUGUUCAACAACUGCUAUAUGUACAACCGGCCCGGAGAUGACAUUGUUUUUAUGGCACAGACCUUAGAGAAGCUUUUUCUGCAGAAGCUGUCCGACAUGCCUAAGGAAGAGAUUGAACUCACAGCCAACAAUACAAAGGAACCAGUGAAGGGGAGGAAGACAAAUAUAGCUCAUGCAGGUUCAGUGAAGCACAGAUCCCUUCUGUCAGAAGUCGUUCUCCAGCAGACUGUUACCGUCAUUCCAACUGAUGUGCCCAAAUGUAUCGCCCCCAACCAGCUCUCUGUACAAAUAGACCCCACAGUCAAAAAAGGUUUCAAGAGGAAAGCAGACCCCACAGCAACCACCACCUCCGUCAUCUACAGCAAGGAGGAAUCCCUCUCUGAGAAACAUUCAGCACCCUGUGCGUUAUUGUCCCGGAGAGGCAGCGGAAGGCCCAUCAAACCUCCAAAGAACAGAGACUUGCCUGCCUGUGAGAGCAAGGUGCACCUGUCUGAGCAGCUGAGGUUCUGUGAUGACAUGCUGAAGGAGAUGCUGUCGAAGAGACACUACGCCUAUGCAUGGCCCUUCUACACACCUGUUGAUGCUGUUUCUCUGGGCCUGCACGACUACCACGACAUCAUCAAGCAGCCUAUGGACCUGAGCACCAUCAGGAGAAAAAUGGGUCAGAGGAAGUAUGCAAACGCAAUGGAAUUUGCCGCUGAUGUCCGCCUGAUGUUCUCCAACUGUUACAAAUACAAUCCACCUUCACACGAGGUGGUCUACAUGGCAAGAAAACUGCAGGGUGUUUUUGAGGCCCGAUAUCUGAAGGUCCCCCAAGGAGUGGAUGUUUGUCCCCUACCUCGUCAGCAGCUCGACAAGGGAAAGGCAGAGCGAGUUGGAAGUGUGUCAACAUCAUUCAGCUCUGAAAGCGACAGCUCCUCAGAGACAGAGAUCUCUCCAGGAGGGGUGUCUGUUCAGCUAGCCAAUCUAGAGGAACAGUUAGAGGCUGUCCGUGAUGAGCUGAAGCGACUUGCCCAAGAGCCUGUGUUGAAACAUAAGAAGAAAGCAAAGUUGAAAAAAGAAAAGAAAGCCAAAAAAAAGGACAUCGCUAGAUUAAAGCACAUAUCCUCCAAAUACAAGUCUAUGGUAGAAAAACUGGCCAACCGCAAAAGCUCUACUUUGCAUGGCAACAGACACAACAUACAUGGAGUACCUUUAACCUGUGAGGAUGAGGUCCCAUCAAUUCCAGUGACUUACCAGGAGAAGAAGCAGCUGAAAUCGGACGUCGACAAGCUGCCUGGUGACAAACUGGGCAAGUUGGUGAAGAUCAUUCAUGCCAGGGAGAACUGCCUGCGUGAUUCUUCUCUGGAGGAGAUUGAAGUGGACUUUGACAUGCUCAAGCCUUCCACGCUGAGGGCCUUGCAGAGGUUUGUUGCAGAUUGUCUGAGGAAGUGCCGCAAGAAAGCUGGUAAAACAAAGCCGGUCACAGGAGGAAUGCAAACUGGGAAACUUAAGAAUGCCAGUACCGCUCAGGUUCCCAGUAAAGAACAGCACAUAAUUAAGAGUAAACAGCCACCGCCUAAAGUCCUGGCAGCUCCUGGCCCCAGCUGGCUCCCACGCCUCAGUGCGAGCAGCAGCAGCAGCAACAGCAGCAGCAGCAGUGAUUCUAGCUCUAGCAGCGAUGGCAGUGACCUCGAAACAGUGCCAAAAACAAAGAAGCAGAAAAGUAAAGACUCAUGCCAAAAGGUUAAGGAAACUCAUAUGGCCUGUGGCAAGCAGAUGUCUCUGAUAAAAGACUUGACCAAAGCCUCCGUGAAGACCUGUCAUCCUCCUCCUGCUGUGCAGUCCUUCAACGCAGAAACCAAAGGCCACCCAACAUCCAAUAAUAAAGAGCGGACCUGUUUCAAGAUGACUUUAUCCCCUCCAGAUUUGUCUGCCCUCCUGUCACCCAUGGUGUCUCCAGGAGUGUUGCUGGACUGGACUGCAGCCAGAUUUGAGCCCGGCCAAGUGCUGUCCCCUCUGACAGUCAGCCCACUGCAUCCCAGAGAGGACACCAGGUCCAAUUUCAGAUAUGCUGAGGAUUUCCAUGCUCAGCUGAUGAAUGUGCCUUACACCAACUUAGCAAGUCACUCUGUUGAAGAGGGAAAAAAAGACAUUCCCAAAAAGGACAUUGUUCUGAAAAACGCUGACUCAUGGGCCAAACUGAUGAGGCAGUCAGUAACUACAACUGUUAUCAAGUCGUCCAAGGAGAGCUUUGAACAGUUCCGUAAGGCUGCCCAAAAAAAGGAAGAACUUGAAAAAGCCCUGAAGAAGAAACAGACGGAAGACAACAAGGAGAGGGAGGCUCCUGGGAAGAGCAGCUUACCAGGCCCGUGUGAAGCAGACACUAAUCCACAGCAUAUUAAGGAGGAUGCUGAUUCUCCAGAGAGCAUUUGUAGAGGAGCUCUAGACACUGCUAAAGAUGUUGAGCCGCAUAAGUCUCCCGUAGAAACACAACCUCUAACCACACAGUCUGCGGUGGAUAUGAGGAGAGAGAUGGCCCGCAGGAAGGAGCAGGAACGACGCAGGCGAGAGGCUAUGUCCGGUAUAGACCUGUCUAUGCAGCGGGACAUCAUGACUUCAUUUGAGCUCGCCCUGGACUAAAGAAACUGGGAACUACUUGAAAAAUAAAUCCCUCUGUGCCAAACUACUGAGCAUCGUCUCAGUGAAUAGCUCGAGCUGCUGGUUCUCUCAGGCACAAAACACAACCUCACUUUACCAUUUGAAUGUUCUCAAGGAUAGAAAAAAAAAGAUUAAUGUGAAAAGAAUAAAUAAAAAUGCGUCCUGAAAUGUUUGCACUGUUGGGUUUGAGAGGAUUGGGGUGAUGCACUGUCAAACCUGAAGCUGAUCUUUUGUGCAAGUUUAUCUGUUCUUUUCUCUUUUGUGUGAAAGUUGUGUAUGACAUGCUAUUACAUGCAUACACUGUAGUUCAAAUGCCACCUUGUCUUGUUUGCUGAAAUUUGCAUUGUUCAGUUAUUUUUGUUAAAUGAUUCCAUCUGAUCAACCCUUACCACCAUCUCUCACUUCACCCUGACUCAAAUAUACCAAGCGCAGACCAAACACUGUUAUAUGUUGAUGUUCCAUGUACACAUGACUUCAUUUUUCUUGCACAAAAGUACAUUUUGACCCAAGGUUGGUAGGUCCUUGUGAAUGUUUCCAAUGUGGAAUUGAAGUCUCAGUUCCUUUGCUACUUGAAAAUGCCAUACAUUGUGUUAACUGAACACGCACUGCACUUUGUUCUCACAGUUUCAAAGUUGCUUUUUGAGAUUAUCUACAUGUUAUGUAUGUUACAGUUUGUAUAAGUUAAAUAAAUACAAAUUGAUUUCCUGUUUUUUGUUGGAUCAAAGUAAUAAAGUUAUUUUCACUAAGCAAUCUGCAUCACU
Eleginops maclovinus (Patagonian blennie) is the source of this 4181-nucleotide messenger RNA. It is a transcript of the gene brdt, whose product is annotated as bromodomain, testis-specific. The record is from RefSeq and is a predicted model, not a curated record. Lineage: Eukaryota; Metazoa; Chordata; Actinopteri; Perciformes; Eleginopidae. The transcript is spliced from 20 exons. Bases 481 to 3402 code for a protein of 973 amino acids. Gene Ontology annotation, cellular component: nucleus; chromatin. Gene Ontology annotation, biological process: chromatin remodeling; regulation of DNA-templated transcription.